GCGUUGGUGAGACCUGGUCUAGACCCCGUGUGAUUUGGGUGGAACGAGAUGACAAGCAGUACGUAGACCUGGAUGUAUGGGAAUGAUUUUUGAUCUCUGACCGCAUCUCAUGUAACCUUUACUUGCUUUCCAUAUUCCAUUUCGAGAUCAAGGAGCCGCAAGUAGGACACCGCAGGCCAUGACGCAUUGUCGUACGAAGACAUCCUUCUCCUUGCUGGCUUACUGCAUCAUACACACUACAGCUAAGUAGAUUGGUACUUCUUACACAAACGUACGCUCUGCACCUGCAGGCAAACAGCGCAGCGGCUCGACCAACCCGUCCUGCUUCUCAUCCUGAAGCAUCCGACCAAGCAUGUUGUUCUCGACCUGCAGCGGCGAUAAUUCUCUCGGGCCUACGGUUGACAGUUGCCGCGAUGGAUUCGACUUCACCAUCCACUUUGAGACGCUUGUCUUUUCGCUGAUACCUUCAGCAUUGUUCAUCCCCAUAUCGCUGUGGCGAACGGCCGUGCUCAGCCAGAAACCAGCCAUCGUUCACGCACGCAGCCUCCAGCUCGUGAAGCUGGUUGCAUUUUUGCCAUAUCUUGGUCUACAGCUGACAUUGGUCGUGCUCGUUGGGUUGCGGUCAUUUAACGUCACUGAUCUCUUCAUCUCAUCCGCGGUCCUGCAGUUUCUCGCCGGGCUUUGUAUGCUCGGGCUGUCCUAUUUCGAGCAUGGUCGGUCGCCACGAUCAUCUCUCUUAUUGACCGGGUUUCUGCUCCUAACUCUCUUGUUGGACAUCGCCGAGACCCGUACGUUCUGGCUAGCUUCCAACCUGAGUUCAGAACUGCGAUAUGCGGGCAUCUUUACGGGAGUGAUCGCAACGAAAGCUGUCUUACUAGCUGUGGAGUCCACAAAUAAGAGCAAAUGGGUGCGGUGGGACACAGAUGAACCUCAUAGCCCAGAAGAGACCUCGGGAAUAUUCGGAUUAGGAGUUUACUUCUGGUUGAACUCACUCUUUCUGAGCGGAUACCGGAAAAUUCUACAGCUGGAUGAUCUUUACCCACUCGAUCGCUCUCUAAAGAGUCACUCGCUGCACCAGCGCUUCCAACACCAUCUGGACUACGAAAAGCUCAGGCGAGACGACUACGGGCUUUUGAAGGUGCUCAUGCGGACACUUACUUUCCCUCUCCUGCUUCCUAUUGCCCCACGACUCGUCGAACUGGGCUUCAAGUUCUGUCAGCCAUUUUUCAUCAACAGUCUUCUCAGUUUUUUGUCGCGAGAUGAAGACAGUAAUUCGUCUAACUUCGGCUAUGGCUUGAUUGGCGCAAGCAUACUGAUUUACGGGGGGAUGGCCCUUUCGAUGGCUGUUUACCAGUAUCUUUCCUACCGGUGUCUUCAGAUGGUACGAGGGUGUCUCGCAGCUGCCAUCUACAACAAAUUGACCGAGGCACAAGCUGUUGCAGGGGACGAAUCCGCAGCAUUGACACUGAUGAGUGCCGAUUUGGAGCGGAUCAGAUUUGGAUUCAGACCCAUCCAUAAUUUAUGGGCUAGCGUCGUUGAGGUGGGCAUUGCGAGCUGGCUGCUCUACAACCAGCUUGGCCUCGUCUUCUUGGCGCCUGUUAUUGUUGUGAUAUGCUGCUCCUUGGCAAUAUUGGUCAUCGUGAGACAUAUUGGAGAUUCUCAGAAAGCCUGGAUGAGUUGGGUACAGAAACGAGUGGGCCUGACUGCAUCUGUGGUUGCCAAAAUGAAGAGCGUCAAGAUGUCUGGGCUGACGACCCCGAUAACUGAUUCUAUUCAGCAACUUCGAGUAGACGAACUGGCAGCCAGUGGCCGCUUCCGGGGACUCACUGUGGUUUCGUCGGUUAUUGCCUUUACACCCCUGCUUCUGUCACCUGUCUUCACUUUUGCGGUCGCCCAAAGGUCUCUUGAUUCGACCAAGAUCUUUACAUCACUAUCAUACAUUGUUUUGUUAGCAACGCCGCUUUCAACACUGUUUCAGGACAUUCCCCUGUUUUUCUCCGCUGUUGCCUGUGUUGGCCGGAUCCAAAAUUUCCUGGCGAGCGAGUCUCGCGAAGACUUUCGCGCGUCACUCUUGAAUGUCACCAUUGCGGAAGGGAACGAGAAGAUGGCCAACGGUACUAGCCAGCUCCCCGGCUCAGAAAGUCAAUCUGAUUCGGCCAUUCUCAUCAGAGAUGGCAGAUUUGGUUGGGAAGCUGACAACAUGGUUCUGAACGAUAUCAACAUUGAUAUACCGAAGUCUGCUCUCACUAUCGUCUGCGGUCCAACUGCGUCGGGAAAAUCAACUCUUUGCAGAGCCAUAUUAGCGGAAAUACCAUUUCACGACGGGAGCAUUGUUUUCACUGACGCUAUUUCUCGCGUGGCAUACUGCGACCAAGAACCCUUUUUGUCGAACGGGACUAUCAAGGACAACAUUGUCGGGUCUGCACCUUUCGACCGGGGACGUUAUUCCGAUGCCAUGCAUGCGACGAUGCUUGACAUCGAUAUUAAAUCGGAAUCGUUGCCUCAAGCAGACCAUAAAAAUAUUGGCAGCAACGGAAUCGUUCUUUCUGGUGGUCAAAAACAACGUGUCGCAUUGGCGCGAGCCCUCUAUCUCGAGUCUGAUCUGCUCAUCCUUGACGAUGUCUUUAGUGGACUAGACAACGAGACCGAAAAACAAGUUUUCAAUCGAAUCUUUGGUCCCACGGGCCUCACCAGGCGGCGAAAGUCAACUGCCAUUCUCUGCACUCAUUCCACUGGCCACCUCUCAGCUGCCAAUCACAUAAUUGCUCUCGGCCCCAACGGCACCGUGAUUGAGCAGGGGAACUUCGAAAGUCUCGUUCAAAGCGAGAGCGACUACAUUAAGUCUCUCUCCGUUGAGACCCCCACUGAGACUAUUUCAACACCAGAAGUACGGACCGAGAGUGGCAUGGAGGAAGCAGGCCAUUGCCAAGUCAGCCCGGAGCCCACGGCUACUUCAAAACUCAGCAUGGAAGAGGCCCAAAAACGACAACUUGGCGACGGAGGCGUGUACAAGCACUACUUCAAGUCGAUGGGCUAUCCUUUGGCAGCCUCGAUAUUCACCUGGGGGGCCGUUAUCGGGUUCUCAUACAAUUUCCCGACUAUCUGGCUGACUUACUGGAGCGAUGACUCGUCUGCAGCGCAUCCGUCCCACGCGUUCAGCUACUACAUUGGCAUAUACGCACUACUCAAUGUUGGGUGUGUGCUGUGCAUGCUUGGCCUUGGAAUCACUGUCUUCUACCUAGCUGUUGUGAAAGCCGGCGCCAGCCUACACAGCGACGCGUUAAGAACUAUGAGCCGGGCUACUCUGAGCUUCUUCACGAAAACGGACCAAGGACAGAUCGUUAAUCUUUUCAGUCAGGAUAUGAACCUCAUUGAUACGGAAUUACCCAAUGCCCUUCUUGACUCUGUCUUCUGCGUUUUCGUAGCUAUUGGUCAAGCCGCUGUUCUAACGACGACCUCACCGUAUAUGGCCAUCAGCUAUCCAUUCCUUGUUGCGAUUCUAUGGUUCAUCCAAAAAUACUAUCUACGGACUUCGAGGCAGUUACGUCUGCUUGACUUGGAGACAAAGACACCUUUAUACACUCACUUCAUAGACACGGCGAAAGGAAUUGUUACUCUGCGUGCCUUUGGUUCCGUCGCUGAAGACCUGAAAAAGAACCUUCAACUUCUAGACACAUCCCAAAGGCCCGCCUAUCUACUUGUCAUGAUUCAAAACUGGCUGAUCCUUGUAUUGGGACUUGUAGUCAUGGUAAUUGCAGCGAUUUUGACCUCGCUUGCAGUGAAGCUCCGGGCCAGCUCAGGAUUCACCGGCGCCUCCCUCGUCACGUUGAUGUCUUUUGGCGACCAGCUUACUCAGAUCGUUAUUUUCCUGACUCAACUGGAAACCAGUCUCGGCGCUAUCGCUAGGCUCCGGAGCUUCAAUGCAACAGUCCAGCCUGAGGCACGCGAACGAGAAGACAUAAUCCCACCUGAGAGGUGGCCACAACAGGGCCAAAUUGAGUUGAAGGAUGUUUCCGCAACCUAUAGUACCGAAUGUAGGCAAGAGGACGCCGACACUGCGCAACCCUCACUAGCUCUUCGCAAUAUCAACCUCAGUGUGAAAGCGGGGGAAAGAGUCGCCAUCUGCGGACGUACUGGAAGUGGGAAAUCUAGCCUCGUCGCUCUCCUUCUCAAACUGCUCGACCCUAUGCCUGGGGCAGCACAGGGGGGGACGAUCUCGAUAGACAACACGGCUCUUGAUCGAGUUGACCGCACCACUCUCCGCCGGAGGAUCAUUGCCGUACCACAAGAGUCAGUGUUUCUGCCGGAUGGCUCAACAUUCAGGGCCAACCUCGACCCGUUCGCCGCCGCAGACAUGGCCGAUUGCCAAACCGCCCUCGAGGCCGUUGCGCUCUGGGCCAUGGUUUCAGACCGUGGGGGGCUCGAGGCAGCCAUGAGUCCUGAUACUUUGAGCAUCGGGCAGAAACAGCUCUUUUCCCUAGCGCGGGCAGUGGUGAGGCACCGUGUCCGUACGAAGCAUUCUGUGCUUGGCCCUGUCCCCGCUGUUGAGGACACUGUUGCCGGGGGUAUCUUACUUCUGGACGAAGUGAGCUCUAGCGUGGACGGCGAAACCGAAAAGAUGAUGCAGGAUGUCAUCAGGCGCGAAUUCAGGAAUUACACGGUGUUGGCUGUCUCGCAUAGGCUAGACAUGAUUCUCGACUUUGAUAGAGUAGUUGUCAUGGACCAGGGCGAGAUGGUUGAGGUUGGCAACCCAAAGACCUUGUCUGAACAGCGAGGGACAAGAUUUGGUGAGUUGUGGAAGGCCGGUGGGAAGUAGAGGAUGGUUUACGAUCUUGUCAAUAGUUAGGAGUAUUAGCAUAGAGGUAGGAGAAUGGUAGGGGGUUGCGAAAGAGGUCAUUGAUAGUUACGGACAUGGUGAGAAGCCUUAUAGUUUUCUGAAUUAGAAUCAUUUAUUGAAAUGGAUAAGUAGAAUCCAUUUUCUCUAGCAAGCAAGGACUGGUUUAGUAUGGUCUUCAUUCCGACUGCAUAGGUAUAUGAGAAGCCUAGUCUGAGUUUCAUCAUCUCUCUUGCUUGGCGAUUUAGCAAAC
Messenger RNA from Ilyonectria robusta, 5087 nucleotides. Its product is annotated as P-loop containing nucleoside triphosphate hydrolase protein. Lineage: Eukaryota; Fungi; Ascomycota; Sordariomycetes; Hypocreales; Nectriaceae. The record is from RefSeq and is a predicted model, not a curated record. The transcript is spliced from 6 exons. Gene Ontology annotation, biological process: transmembrane transport. Gene Ontology annotation, cellular component: membrane. The coding region runs from base 353 to 4816 and encodes 1487 amino acids. Gene Ontology annotation, molecular function: ATP binding; ABC-type transporter activity; ATP hydrolysis activity.